GAAUCGUGUGGAGGCGACUCUACAAAAAAGCUCCCAGUGCCAUUUCCAUUUCAAUUUCCAGUGCCAGAGCCGAUGCCAGUGCUUAGUGCUCAGUGUCAUUCCGAUUUCAGUUUAGUUUCGCCUCUCGCCGGCGACGGAGUGUUCCAAUUAUAACCUCUGAGGGUUUCAUUUUUGUGUUUAUUCAAAAUCUAUAGUAUCUUUCGAGUCGAGCUCUCUGGCUUUUAUCUCCCACGAAAGAUGACAAGCUCUCUGUGGCUCAGCCUGGGUCUAAGCUUAGCGGUUUUGGCUCAAUUCCAAGUGACCGCAGCUCCUAAUCUGAUCUGCUUCUAUGAUUCGCAGGGCUUUCAGCGGGCGGGCCUGGCUCAGUUCUCCAUGACCGACAUGGAGCUGGCUUUGCAGUUCUGCACUCACUUGGUCUAUGGCUAUGCCGGCGUCAAUGCCGAUAACUACGAGGUGCAGAGCAUCAAUCGACGCCUGGAUCUCGAGCAGCGUCACCUGGCUCAGGUGUCCAGCUUGAAGGAGCGCUAUCCCCACAUCAAGUUCCUGUUGAGUGUGGGCGGUGAUGCGGACUUGAACGAGGGUAAUCAGUAUAUAAAGCUCCUGGAAUCAGGCCAGCAGGGUCACAAGCGCUUCAUCGAAUCGGCUCGGGAUCUCGUCAGGCGCUACAACUUUGAUGGUUUGGACUUGGCUCUGCAGUUGCCCAGGAAUAAGCCACGCAAAGUGCAUGGGGAUGUGGGUUCGGCCUGGAAGAGUUUCAAGAAGUUCUUCACUGGCGACUUCAUUGUGGACACUGAUUCGGAGACCCACAAGGGACAGAUUACCGCUUUGGUCAAGGAUCUGAGUGCUGCCCUCAGGCAGAAUGAUCUGCUGCUGAGUCUCACGGUGCUGCCCAAUGUGAAUUCGAGCUGGUACUAUGAUGCCCCCUCCAUUGCACCCAGUCUGGACCUUAUCAACCUGGGAGCCUUUGACUUUCUCACCCCCCAACGUAACCCCGAGGAAGCUGACUUUACAGCUCCUUUGUACGAGGCUUUUGGCCAGAAUCGUCUUGGCCACUACAAUGUCAACUUCCAGUUGGAACACUGGCUGCUCCAGAGAGUGCCAGCCAACAAGCUCAACAUUGGCAUUGCUACCUAUGGCCGCUCGUGGAAGAUGACCAAGGAUUCUGGUGACUCUGGAGCACCUGUGGUGGCCUCCACCGAUGGACCAGCUCCCGCAGGAGCCCAGAGCAAGAAGGAGGGCCUCCUCAACUGGGCCGAGAUCUGCCAACUGAUGCCCAAUCCAAGUAACUCCAAUGCCAGGGGACCCAAUGCUCCGGUGAAAAGGGUGCUGGAUCCCACCAAGCGCUAUGGAAGCUAUGCCUUCCGUGCUGCCGAUGAGAACGGCGAUCAUGGAUUGUGGAUCAGUUAUGAUGACCCAGACUCUGCUUCCAGCAAGGCCCAGUAUGCGAGGGUCAAGAAUCUGGGCGGAGUGGCUCUGUUUGAUCUAACCCAGGAUGACUUCCGUGGUCAGUGCACCAACGAUCGCUUCCCCAUGCUGCGUGCCAUCAAGUACCGAUUGCUUUAGGAGUUGGAUACGGAGCAUGAAGUCAUCAGCAGCACGCAAAUGUCACAAGGAGUACUAAUAGGAAAAAAAAAGGAGCGCGGCAGGCUGGUCGCGGGGAACCACAAAUGUCAUCCGAUCGGCGGCCUAAGGCCUCCUUCUGUGUCUGUCCCUUUUUGCAAAUUAAUUACAAAGUUGUAAACUAAAA
Messenger RNA from Drosophila kikkawai, 1747 nucleotides. RefSeq names its product Imaginal disc growth factor 3 (gene Idgf3). Gene Ontology annotation, molecular function: chitinase activity; chitin binding. NCBI's taxonomy places the organism in Eukaryota, Metazoa, Arthropoda, Insecta, Diptera, Drosophilidae. Gene Ontology annotation, biological process: carbohydrate metabolic process; chitin catabolic process. The record is from RefSeq and is a predicted model, not a curated record. Gene Ontology annotation, cellular component: extracellular region.